AUGCAUCCACAACAACAACGACCAAACUACCAGAGUGCAGUUGAGGACAACACAGAGUGCUCAGUUGACACCGAGGCAAGUGCAGUUGCACCUACUGUCAAGAGAGAGGAACUGACAGGUGAUAAAAGCCCUGUCCAAGCAAUUCCUCCAAUCCUGGGAUGCAUCCAUGACAAAGACCACAAGGAGCCAGAGCAGAAAGUGAAGGGCCCUAGUGAAGAGGUGGAUCUCUGCCCUCACACUCACCAGCUGGACCCAGAUGUUAACUUAACUCUGGCAACCCGCAAUGAUGAACCCAGGACCUGGACCCUGGAAGAGGCAAAGGAUUAUUGGAUAGGCCUUGAAAUUGAGAGUGAAGAGAGGAGCGUCAAGGAGGAGGUGAGACAGAGGGAGGGAUUGAAGCGUGAGGCGGACUGUGCCCAUUCCAAGAGCUCCAAUGGGAUGGUUUCAUCAGAGAGAGCAGAGACCAUCCUUGGAAGAGUGGGCUUUCUGGUCAUGAACCACAUGCAGAAAAUCCCAUUUUUGAAGAUGAAGGAAAAAGAGAAAAAUAAGAAUCUGCAUAAGAAGUUGAAAGAUGACGAGAAAGAGAGAAAGGAGAAGAAAAACAAGGAGGAGGAGAACAAAAAGAGGGAGAAGAAAGAGAUGAAUGAGAGAGAGAAAGAGCAGAAGAAAGUCAUAAAGGCUGAGAAAAAGAGGGAGAAGUUGGAACAGAAAAAGAGAGAGAAGGAAAGAAAAGAGAAGGAAAAGGCAGAGAAAAAGAGGUUAGAGGGGCUGAUGAAGAUACAUAAUGACAUGAUGAAAGACAGGAUUAAGAAAGAGAAGAAGUGUUCUGAAGAGCUGAAAAAGAGAGAGAAAGCUCAAGCUGAGUUCUUGGAGAUGGAGAGAAAGAUUCAAGAAAAGGAGGAGAAGAAGAGAGAAAAGAGGAGGAAAGAGGAGAGGAAGAGACUAGAGAAGAAGAAAAGAGGGAGCCAGCUGGAGGUGGAACUGAGAGGGUGAUAGAAGAGCAGGGAAAGGAUGAAAGCUUGAAGAUGGAUGAGUAGACUGGG
Oncorhynchus nerka (sockeye salmon) is the source of this 1043-nucleotide messenger RNA. Its product is annotated as chromatin assembly factor 1 subunit A-like. The transcript has 2 exons. The coding region runs from base 1 to 993 and encodes 330 amino acids. The record is from RefSeq and is a predicted model, not a curated record. Lineage: Eukaryota; Metazoa; Chordata; Actinopteri; Salmoniformes; Salmonidae.